Lingula anatina is the source of this 1723-nucleotide messenger RNA. RefSeq lists its product as uncharacterized. NCBI's taxonomy places the organism in Eukaryota, Metazoa, Brachiopoda, Lingulata, Lingulida, Lingulidae. The record is from RefSeq and is a predicted model, not a curated record.
AUGGCAAAUCGGCCGGCAUGGCAUUUUCUUCUUCUGUGGAUUUUGUUCAGUGUUUUAGCAUCCAGUUUGCUUAAUGUGGAAUGUACUAGCACGUCCCCUGAACCAGAAUCAGAAUCAGAAUCAGAAGCAGAAUCAGAAGCAGAAUCAACACCUGAACCAAGAGAAGCCGGUCCGAUUCUAGCACCUCCGUUCACGUUUAUUGCUUUAAUCAUAUUUGCUUUGGCGGGACUUUUUUUUAAGUCGCAAAUAUGGAAAGGCGGAGAGCUAAAUUUGGAGCGUUCUGAGAUAGUUAACUAUGAAAAACACCCAGCGAUUGAACCAUUCCUUUCUCCCUUUGAUGAUGAAGUCCAAAAGUGCCUAAGGAAAUAUCCCAACCACCCCUUUGAACUUGCCAAAGUUUCCGGACCUUGCAUCGUAUCACUGGCGUUUUGUCCGUUUACCCUAUAUUCACACGGUUUCCUACUGGAAAGCUUUUGGCAAAGCUUGGGUGUUAAUGUCGAAACUCUGAAUAUUAAUGACGCCAUCCAGUGUUUCCUUACACCAUCGGGACUGGUCUAUGCUAUCAUGUUCGGCUUCGUGUUCCAGUUUGUGGCGGCAAAACAGCAGGAAGUCCAAAAGAGGUUAAUGUUCCAAGUUGGACUAAUGGGGGAGCUUGUCACUAUGACAACUAAACUCCAUUUUCUACCAGAAGACCGCAUGGAAGUGCUUCGAUCAGUUAAGGAUGAAUGUAUCAGUAUGAUGUCUCAUAUUCUGAAUAGAUCACAAGAUUCAUUCAAGAAUGAUCCACCCGGAAAAAUGGAGGAGAGUCUUUACAGUGUCUUGGAUAAAUUGCGUCGAGUUGAUGUUACUGACAAAUCUUCCAAGGUAGAUGCGGUGCUGAUGAACAAAGCCAUCACCAACAUCACAGAAAUCAUCGGUGUAGAUUCUGACCAGCUGACUCUAUUUCAUGCCAGGCUUCACGUUUUGCAGUGGAUGAUUCUAGAAUCGCUUGGUUUCCUGGCUUUCUUGGGAAUUUUGUUGGUGGAUGGCAAGUCACACCGAUUUGAGCUGCUAAUUUGCAUGAUCACAGUGUUUUCUAUCAGUAUGCUUUGCUACAUUGUCUCAGAUAUGGACUUUCCCUUUAGUGGCUUUUUUCGUAUUGACCUGCAGCCUCUUUAUGACGUCAUCACCAGUGCAGAAGAGGCUUAUUUUGAGGCUUAUACGCACAUUGGUGUAACCGCUGAAUGGCAGUUGAGCACAGGCAAAGAGGCUGGCGAAUUAGAUGAAGAUGACACUGUGCUAGUAGUAUAAUGUUGGUAAUAAUUAAACAAUUAGUAUUCUGUAAAUAUUCUAAUAAUCUUAAGCUAAUUGGAAUCCAUGUGGAUUUUCAAAACUUUUUGGCGCCUUUGUGUUCCUUAAAUACGCGUCGUUGAUGCUUUUAUAAAAACGCGUCCUGUUGCGUAUAUCCCGAAAUAUCAUUGUGUUGUUGAUGUUCAAAAUAUACAUAAUACAUUGAUAUAGAUUUUGAAGAUAAAUCUUGAAAUAGAACAUGAAAACAAAUAAGUUGUAAUUUGAUUGUGGAUUUAAGCAUUUUUCUUCUUAUAAUAUUUAUCUUCAAUAAAUCUAUAUUUUGUUGUUUCCUAAAACUGAUAGACACUUCACACCAACACUCACAAUAAACUGUAAAUUGCAUCUUGUGGUAUUCACAUGUGCAUAUUUGUACAUGCAUGAGCAUUGCACUGCU